This is a messenger RNA of Camelina sativa (false flax), 703 nucleotides long. RefSeq lists its product as uncharacterized. Gene Ontology annotation, biological process: proteasome-mediated ubiquitin-dependent protein catabolic process. The record is from RefSeq and is a predicted model, not a curated record. Lineage: Eukaryota; Viridiplantae; Streptophyta; Magnoliopsida; Brassicales; Brassicaceae. Gene Ontology annotation, molecular function: polyubiquitin modification-dependent protein binding; ubiquitin binding; proteasome binding. Gene Ontology annotation, cellular component: cytosol; nucleoplasm.
AGAUAUGAAUAUUUUUGUCUUUACAAUAAAAAUCAUAAGAUUUGGUGGAGAGAUCAAACAAUGAAGGUGAGUGUGGAGAUAAUAACGGGAACGUUCAUAGAUACGGACGUGAGUGAGGAUGCUACGGUCAAAGAGUUGAAGGAGAAGAUAGCCGCGGAGGUGAAAUUACCGGUGACGCGUUUGAUUCUUGUGAUCGGAGAUGAAGAUAAGAGAAGGAUGGUGAUGGAGGAUCAAGAUGAAACGAGGUUAAGAGAUUUAGAAGUGAGAGAAUGGUCUCAUAUGUAUUUGUUCUUUAAGCAUCCUGAUUUGGUUUCUGAGGAAGAGAAGAGAUCUAAAGGAGGAGGAGAAGAUGAUGAUCCUACGGAGGAGGUUUCUUCGGACGCAGAGAGUAAAAGAAGCGAAGAAGAGAAAAUAAACGGCGAGGAGGAGGAUGACAAGGAGAUCAAAAGUGAAGAAGAAGAAGAAGGUAGAGAUGAGAAAGUUAAAGAUGAAGAAGAGAAGGAGGAGAAUGGAGAAAAAGCAAAUGAUGAUGGUGUUAAAGAGGAAAGAAGAGAGAGUGAAGAAGGAGAUAACAAAGAGGAAACAUAGAGUUUCUUGAUCUGAUUUUAGAUUUGUUUUAACUAUUCCAUUUUUAUUUUAUUUUGUUUUGUGACUAUCUUUGUUAUGUAUGUUCUUCGUAUACAAGCAACCAACCGGACCUUGU